UUCGAUUUGAAAGUUCUGUGUCACUUCCCGGAAUUCCUCACCCGACUAGAAGACAUGUACUUUUAGUCUCUUAAUUAGCAGAGGCAGAUAUGGGGAUGGGGUGCAUCUUCUUAUGUUUGUAAACUGGUGGUGUGACACAUUGCCAUGUAUUAUAAUUUUAAUCAGUUCAACGGGAUGGCGAAAUACAGUAUUUGGUACACCUAACGUAGCAUGGAGGAGUCUGAGCAGUUUCUUGAUCAAAUCCACUGCCAGCUAUCUGCAUCAGGCAUGAACAUGGACAGAGAAACUCUUAAGGAUUAUCUCUUGGUACCAGGAGAAGGACGACUUAUGCUGAUUCACUGGGCAUUGUCUGAACUAAAUAUUGUAGUUAAUAAACAUGAUAUUACAGAAGUUGUUAUUGAAUGUGGGCUGUGCUUGCCAUCAAAUUCCAACACUGUACUCGGCAAAUGCUCAGCAAAAGAUAACUUUGAAUUCUGGAAGAGGCUGUUUCACAUGGUUAGAAUGUACCAGGAAGCGAAACCUGCACAGUCUGCUAGUAUGUACAGAAACGUAUGUAAGUUCUGGCUUGAGUUGGCAGCAAACCCAGAGCUGAAAGAUGUAUUGCAACCUAAAAGAAAAGAUAUCUUGCCAAUAAAAUUGCCAAAGAAUUCAGCCAAGAACAUAUCAGUGGAGAAAAUACUUAAGGAAAAAUUAUUAGAAGAACGUAAAUUACGAGAACUGCAAAAAGAAGCAGAAACAUAUCAGCAGUCAGAAGAUAAGGAAAAAUAUUGCAAUAUUGGAGCUCACGAUGCAGAAGAAUUAGACAAACUGAAACAUCACGUUCACAUAUUCAAACAUUACAUGGCUAAUUUCUUAAUGCCAUGGAUAUUGGACACGCCUCAAAAUUCUGAACUGGAUAAAUAUAAUGAAGUGAUCCCUGAACUUGCCAGCAAAGUGGAGAAAGUAAGGGAGAUCUGCAACAAUGCAGCAAAGAUAUCAGCAGCAUUAGAAGAAUUGCCAAACAUUAAGCUUGAAGAACCACUGGGGGAAGAGCGAUUAGGUCUGCCAUACUUACAGAAGGAAAAAAUGGUCCAGCAUUCAUAUGAUAAAAAGAUCUGAGGAAUAAGAACUUUUGCACGUUACAGUAUCAAUCAUUCCAUGUUUGUCGACUGACUCAGUGGCAAAUCAGUUGCAGACAAAAUACACUUCAUGCUAUUCAGUGUUGCUGUUGUCAUAUAAAUACACAAAAUAUAUGAAAAUGGAAUAACUUGUCCUUGUUAAUUUUUGGAUAUGAACCAGUUUUGAAUAUUAUUAUUUAUUAUUAAAUCACUGAAUGUUUCUAUUCAGGAGAAUAAAUAAUUUCAGUUGUUUAUGCAGUAAUAUGUUUAACUCAGUAUUUCACUGUGACUGAAUGGACAAUACAGAAGCUGCUGUUUGUUCCUAAUAUUGUGAUGCAUUUACCUCAUUUUGAUCAUUUUUUUGCACAGAAUUGUCAGAAUAGGAUAAUUUGCUUACAUUUUGGAGGACAAAAUAUGAAAUACCUCAAUUCCUAAUACAAAUCUCUGAAGAGACACUGAUCUAUGAUGUUGAACAGGUUAUAUAUACUUUAUUCACUGAGAACUAAUGUAAAGCUUCAGAAUAUGUGGAGAUUUAACUGCAUGUCUCUAUGCACCUUAAUGCUGUCAUAGUUUGGUACAAAGGCAACUUCAUCUUCUUAACAUACUGGUAACACUGAAGCUUGGCAUGAAGGCAUAACAAACCAAAUGGCCUAAUGCCUCAAAAAAUGAGCGUACAGCACUCCUCAUUUUAUAAGUUGUGUUCCAAAGAGAAAAACCAGCAAAAUGUGAAACUGCUUAAAUCAAACAUUAGCUGGGCCAAAUUCUCACUUCUCCCCUCACAUUUCUCCUCCAACAUUUUCCCUGCCUCUCAUUUGUCUAACAAGCAGUAUGUACUGAAGUGAGUACUGUCAAUUAAAAUUGGUCUAAAUUCAUACGUGCAUUAAAAUGAAACUGCAUAUUUUGAAUUCCCAUAUAACUAGGGGUACAUAUACCUCAACUACCAAAUAUUUUCUAUUAUGUAUAUGUCAAAAUGAAUGUCCAUGCUUCAACAAAUAACUGUUGAUGUUGCAUAAUAUGCAGUAAGAACACUAAGCAUAUCACAACAAAUGUACAUUAGCACUAAAUAAUGACGUUUAGUUGUCCACUGAAUUAUGAAAUAUAUAACAGAAUCAAAGCCUAUUUUACAGAAAUUCGUCUGGAAUAAAUGUCCCAUAAUUGUGCUAAAACAAAUGUCUGAUGAUAUAAGUAAAAUGAAGAACUCUUACAAGGUGCAUACACAAAAUUUCAGCUCAGUGUAGAACCAUUAAAAAUUCACAUGUCCAGUCUCAGAUUUUGGUCAGGAAAAUAAAUACACGUAAGCAGUAAUAGUAUACACUUGGUUCCACUUUAAAAUGAGUUCAUUACUUCACAGCAUGCGCACAUGUGCGUGUAAGUACAAGGGUAAGUCAAUAAGUAAGUUAGAAAUGGAUAUAGAAUUUAAACAAGUAAGAGUACUGAUUUGAAAAAUGCCUUUAUAUCUCAACAUAAUCUCCCUGUACAUUGGG
This is a messenger RNA of Cryptotermes secundus, 2581 nucleotides long. RefSeq lists its product as uncharacterized. Lineage: Eukaryota; Metazoa; Arthropoda; Insecta; Blattodea; Kalotermitidae. The record is from RefSeq and is a predicted model, not a curated record. The transcript has 7 exons. Bases 211 to 1098 code for a protein of 295 amino acids.